CUCCCUCUCUCCACCACCACCUCCAGGACACCCAGGACAAGUUAUAAACGACGGAAACACGGAGAACAACACCGGGCCCUGCUGCUCUUGGUUGUCUUUUCCUGUUUGUCUUCGGGAUCCUGAAGAAGGUCUCCGGCACACCUCUGUCUGUCCAAAAACGGUAUGAAGAGACGGAGCCCAUAUUGCCUUGGAUGAGAGCCAGCUGUGUCAGCCCAUCAGUAUGCUACUCUGCUUCUAUUCUGUGUAACACGGUAGGAUGAGGAGGAUGUGAUACAUUCUGGCGGUCACGGCCAGAUUCCCGCCAGAUGACCAGAUGAGGUGCAGAAAGAGACAGUGAGGCUGAGGAUGCAGAUGCUGUCACAGAGAGCUGAAGGCAUUCCUGCGAGCUGCGAUGGGACACAGUAAGGCCGUGGACACGAUAAGAAAUCUCUGCAGUGCUCCUUUUCAGUCACAACACUAACACUAGACAAUAUAAACGUCCAUUAUCUAAAAUUAAUGUCAGCUGUGUUGCGGAGGCAGCCUCAAGCUGCGCCGCCAGAUCUGAGACAACCCAUGGAGGCGUGGCCUCAAUGUUUCCAACGCUGCUGCCACUGGUAACGAACAGCGAUGCCUUCUAAGGUCUCCUGCUUAUAUUUGCUGACAGUGGUUUGCUGGGCCAGCGCUCUGUGGUACCUGAGUGUGUCCCGCCCUUCCACUUCCUACGUGGGACAGCUGACUAUGCCUAUACGCAAAACACCCAAGGGGAACAAGAACUCCACCUUCAGCAACAUCCGCACGCGCUCGCUCAACCCGCACGACUUCGGCUACCUCAUCAACGAGGCCAAGAAGUGCGAGGCAGAGCCCCCGUUCCUUGUCAUCCUGAUCAGCACCACUCACAAGGAAUUUGACGCACGUCAGGCCAUCCGAGAGACAUGGGGUGACGAGAGCACGUUUCCAGAAGUGCGCGUGGUCACGCUCUUCCUGUUGGGCCGCAGCACUGAUCAUGUCCUCAACCAGAUGGUGGAGCAGGAGAGUCAGAUCUUUCAUGACAUUGUAGUGGAGGAUUUUAUUGACUCUUACCACAACCUGACGCUUAAGACACUGAUGGGGAUGCGCUGGGUAGCCACAUUUUGCUCUAAGGCUCAAUAUGUCCUCAAGACGGACAGUGACAUCUUUGUCAACAUGGAGAACCUCAUCUACAACCUCUUGAAGCCCACCACCAAGCCCAGGAGGAGGUACUUCACCGGCUACGUCAUCAACGGUGGGCCAAUCAGAGACAUGCGCAGCAAGUGGUACAUGCCCAGGGAUCUGUACCCAGAGAGCAAGUACCCCCCAUUCUGCUCCGGCACCGGCUACGUCUUCUCGGCAGAUGUGGCGGAGCUCAUAUACAAGACCUCCUUACACACCAGGCUGCUGCACUUGGAGGACGUGUACGUCGGUGUGUGCCUCCGUAAACUGGGCAUCCACCCAUUUCAGAACAGCGGUUUCAACCACUGGAAGAUGGCCUACAGCCUUUGCCGCUACCGCCGGGUGGUCACUGUCCACCAGAUCUCCCCAGAGGAGAUGCACCGCAUCUGGAACGACAUGACCAGCAAGAAACACCUUAAAUGUUAGCAGGACUAUUAGCAUAAGCGUCGGCGGGAGAGUCAGGGAGGAAUGCUUCUCUGUAAUUGGCAAAUACUGUAAAGCACGUAGCACUGAGCAAGGAACAGUAUUGUUGAAGCAUCCAGGACUUUGUCCAGGCACUGAUUGCUUUACCAGGAGGCCAAGGCCAAAGCAAACUCCUUUGUUGUCUACAUCCUCCCUUACUUCAAGGUGUUGAUGAGAGCUGCUCAGCUCAGGCUCACAAAACAGGCACAAAGUUGGAAAUAUGUUUUCCAAAAAUGUGCAAAAUGUUCAGCCGGUUUGUUGUCAUCGCCAGCAGCACUUCGAUUUUUAUAGGACAGGAAGCAAGGAGGCUUGUGUUAAAGCGCUCAUUUAUACGAGACACAAACUGUCCCCAAUUAUUCAACUGCACAUUACAUAAAUGCCAACACACUUCUUUGAACCCAGACAUUCGCCUCUUGGGUUAAUCACAAGCUCUAAAUAUGAAUGUUCCUCAUGUAUUUUCAGUUGUUGUACUCUCUGAACAAGGUGUUAAUGUUGGAUGUACUGUCUGGCACUGCAGCAGCUGUCAUCACCGUGAGGACCAUGGUGAGUUUACAGCGUAAUGACUCAAUGAAAUCGGCUGAAACGCGUGUAUCAUCUUGGAAAGCAGCAGAAUUAAGAGCAUUAAAGGGGUAGCUUUCAUAUAUUUCAACCUGGACCUCAUUUUCCUGUGUUGUUGUUUUUUUUUUGUCAAAGUGACUAAUGGGGACAUGUUUUGAAUUUAGUCCAUUAUUGAGUGAGAGGGCUGCAGACUACAGCAAUAGCACACCGUCAAAAUCCGUCCAUUAAAAGUGCUUGUCUUUGCCACUGAUUGUGAUUAUUUAUCUUAUAAUAUGUAUGACAACAUUAUGGAAAGAAGCCCACAGAGAAGAAGAGGUCUCUCUCUGAGGUGACUUGUUGUAGGAUGUCUACAGUGGAAACGUGACCGCACUAAUGUCAGCCAAGUUUGUUGUGUAGGUGAACAGAAAGCGUAGCCUGUAUUUAUUUGAGCCGGAGCAUACGGAUAAGACUACAAAUUGCAGAGCGGACAAGGAGAGAGAGCGUUAGAGUGUGGUGUUCUUGUAGGAGCUGCGACCCUAUGCCCACUAGGCCUGCACAAGAUAAGAAAAAUCUGUCAUGUGCAAUAACACUGUUCAAUAUUGCGAUGACAGUAUGAUAAAUAAACAAAUAUUGAAGUGUGUAUAUUAGCUAUACAGUUAUAUCAGCCUUCUUGUCCUUAAAUUAGAAGUGAAUUAGAAUAUUUUAAAUAAAUUGUUGUUUCUAGAGCAGAAACAGUAAUGUUUACAACAGCAAAGUCAUUAUAUAAACUCAAUAGUAUCUCACAGGAUACACAUCUAAAAUGUCAAUAAAAUAAAUAAUAUUCCUGACGUCAAAAUACUGAUUGAAGAAUCAGUAUCAGUCAUUCAUCCUGUCCUCUGAUGUAACGCUGGUAGAGAGGAGAGGGGCUGGUUUGCCAGCAGCUCACAUCAAAACAAGAAAUUGCCACAUUGUAACACACGUGGUGAACUAAGCUAAACAGACUACAGACAACAGCUUUUAUUUUAGCUUGUUUGUAACAAUUUGGUACUAGCUGAGCUUGCACUGUGCUUGUGUAAAAGAGAGACUGCAGACAGAGCAGAUAUCAUGUCUCUACAGGUUUACAUGUUGAUGCUUGUUGAACAGUGUAUUGAUAAAGUAUUGGCUUUUUACAAGUGCUUUUAUUGCACUCACUUAGGGUAACAAAUGGAGUUUUCGCUAACUCAAGUAGUUUUUUGUUCACUUGACUUCAUUGUCUCCACUGCAGACUCUGUGUGUGUGUGGACAAGCUGCAGCCCAUAAUAAAGACUCCAAUCUUUGGCUCCCAUUUAAUACCGCAUUUCUGUACCUGUCCCCACAGAGGAAAUGUCACAGACCGGCUCAGGCAAAAGUAAAUAAAGUAAAAUGUAAACUUUUCUGCGGGCUUUCCAUAAUUUUGUCACUAAUAACAAGUCUAACAAGCACUUUUAAUCGAUUUUCUUGGCGCGCACUUGCCCACAAGGAUUACGAUGAAGCCAGCUGCAGGCUGUAGCUCUUCAAAACAUGUCCCCAUUAGUCAAUUUGACACAAAAACAUGAGAUAAUAAAGUUCAGGUUGAAAAAUAGUGACCUUUACGUGACCCUUUAAAGACUGGACGUGUUAUAUUCUUUUCAGAAUCAGACAUAUUUUCUUACAACAGAUUCCACAGAUAUUUGUAUUGUGCAAUGAAAAAACAUUUCUUCACAAAGUAUCCGGACAGCGUGAAGAUAUCGGCUGCUUGCAUUCCCUAAGUGAAUGUUACUUCUGUUAAUGUGUAACGUGCAGUUAUUUGUCUCAGGCAGUGCUGCGAGCACGCUGCAGACUAUUAUAUUUUCUAUUACUUGAACAUGAAGGAGAACAGAUGUACUGUACGAACGGUGUGUUCCGAGGACAAAUAUUACAUUUCUGAGUGCUUUCUUCUUUUCAUUUACUUGAGAUUAAAUAAAGCGCUUUUAUAAGA
Molecule: messenger RNA, 4120 nt
Organism: Dicentrarchus labrax (European seabass)
Lineage: Eukaryota; Metazoa; Chordata; Actinopteri; Moronidae
Product: beta-1,3-galactosyltransferase 1-like
Exons: 5
Coding region: 607-1593 (328 amino acids)
Cellular component (GO): membrane
Molecular function (GO): N-acetyl-beta-D-glucosaminide beta-(1,3)-galactosyltransferase activity
Source: RefSeq, a predicted model, not a curated record